AUGCGUCCAACUUUUCGUCGAUCUUUUCUAGCUGCCCUGGUCACAUGCGUCUCAGCGUACGGGAGCACAUCUAAUUGCACAGAUGACACUACCUUGACUGAAGCUGUUAACACUUUCGAUUGUCAAUGUGGCUUUUCGGAGUUCCUCACAAUCCCUCACGUCAACAUAACCGCUCGAGAAGAAGCCAUCAAAUGUUCAAGUUAUAAACUGGUUGACGCGCGUGGCACAUCUGAGCCUCAGGGUGUGUCUAUGAUGUUCUACCCAAUGAUCCGGAACAUCUUGGCCAACAUCAGUGAUGGUGUUAGUCUGCCCGUUGAGUAUCCAGCGGGCCCAGAUCAGAACACGACAACCGGUGAGCUUUUCGUGCUGGAUAUCAUCAAAGAAAGCGUGGAAAAUUGCCCGAACCAGAAUUACGCUCUCUUUGGCUACUCUCAGGGAGCUAGCUUGAUACUGAAAGUCCUCAAGCAACUGAAUCACCGUGCUCUGAGCAAAGUCAAAUCAGUUAUCUUGGUCGGUAACCCGUACCGCGUACCUGGGAAGCUUUCUAGUGUCAACGGGACAGGACAACGGGAUUUUAGUGCCUCUGUUGGGAUGUUCGCCGAAUCUGCGAUUGCUGCAGGUGGAAACACUACAAUCUCUCAGCUCUCAAAGGAAAUGGACCGAAGUGGCAUAACGUUAGAUUAUUGUCUUGCGGGCGAUGGUGUUUGCUCUUACAACUCUGCCUGUCCCUGCCAAAUUCCGGCAAGUCAUCUCUCAUAUGGAUUAGUCGACACCGUGCAGAGCACUGCAUUUGAGCACGUUAUUUCUCAACUCGGGUCUCAUUGA
This is a messenger RNA of Penicillium salamii, 825 nucleotides long. NCBI's taxonomy places the organism in Eukaryota, Fungi, Ascomycota, Eurotiomycetes, Eurotiales, Aspergillaceae. The record is from the annotation of a GenBank genome assembly.